GCAGUGAGGGAGAGUUGGUUGUCGAGUGUCACACCCAGGUUCCUCGCAGUCUGGGUGGUGGCUAACACAGAGUUGUCAACGGUAAUAGUCAGGUCGUGGGUGGAAGAGCCUUUCCCAGGAAGGAAAACUUGUUCAGUCUUGUCAAGGUUAAUUUUACUAUUCAAGAAAGAAAAAAGGAAAAGCUUCCGGUCUCUUUAAGUAACAUGACACCCUCGGAAAGUGAAAGUUAAAUUCUUUCUUGGGAAACUCCCUCGACAGAGUUUUUGUUCCUGCUUCACGGAUCCAAACCAACACCAAAAUGGCGUCCAGCUUCAGCCUCUUAUCUGAGGAUCAGCUUCUGUGUCCGAUCUGCCUGGACACAUUCACUAAACCAGUCUCCACACCAUGUGGACACAACUUCUGCCUAUCCUGUCUCUCAUCCUACUGGGACAACGAACGUGUCUAUCAGUGCCCGGUCUGUAAGGAGAGGUUCGAGAGGAGACCCGAUCUCAAGGUCAACACCUUCAUCUCAGGGCUUGCGUCGCAGUUCAGGUUGCUUCAAGUCACAAAUGCUCACACCUGGAGCCCGGGCCCAUCAAAGGAGAGCGCAGAAUGUGCGGUGCUGUGCGAUGUUUGUACUGACGUCCAGCAACAGGCUGUCAAAUCCUGCUUUGAGUGUCUGACUUCGUACUGCAGCGUUCAUCUGGAGCCUCAUCACAGAGCUGCCGGACUGAAGCGACACACACUGGUCGACCCUCUGGCAAACCUGCAGGAUAAGAUCUGCAAGGAGCAUAACCGCAUUCUUAGAUUGUUUUGUUUAAGCGAUAAAGUGUUGCUGUGUGACAUCUGCUUUCGUUCUCAGCACAUGAACCAUGAUGUUGUUCCUGUGCAGCAAGCAUACGGAGAGAUGAAGGAUCUGCUGGGAGACACAGAGGCCAGAGUGCAGCUGAUGAUCCAGGAAAAGCAACAGAAGCUGGAAGCAAUGAAGGAGUCGGUGAAAGAAAGCAAGAGAGAAACCAGUGAGGUGAUAGCGGAGAGCGUGAAGGAGUUAACAGCGCUGGUGUCUGAGGUUCAGAGGAGCCAGACGGAGCUCGUGAAAGUGAUGGAGGAGAAGCAGAAAGCAGCAGAAGAACAAGCAGGUGUUUUUAUUGUCGUUUUGGAGCAGGAGCUCAUUGAGCUGCAGAGGAUGAAGAUGAAGCUGAUGGACAUAAAACAGACUGAAGACCAGCUCUGUUUCCUCCAAACCUUCCCAGAAUCCGUCGUCCUACCACUCAAUACGGACCUGCCAUCGUUCAGCUUCAACAGACACGUGGAGCUACAGAAUGUGCAGAAACAUCUGAGCAGCUCCGUGUCUCAACUGCAAACGUUGCUGAAGAAAAUGACGACGGAAAUCACAACAUUCUCUGCAUCCAACGAUGUCACCCUGAGGAACCUGCAGCAGUAUGAAGUGAACGUUCUGCUCGACCCUGACACAGCUUACCCUCUGCUUGUUUUGUCCGACGAUGGCAAACAGGUGAGAUACGACAAGAGCCCAGGUCGGGUGUACCCCAAGAGGCCGAACGCGUUCAAGCGUCAUCUUGGAGUUCUGGGACAAAGAGGCCUUUUGUCUCAAAGGUUUUACUUCGAGGUGCUCGUGAGUCAGAAGACCGAGUGGUGUCUGGGUGUGGCCACGGCUUCGGUCCGGAGGAGAAGGGAAGUCACUCGGAAUCCUGACGGCGGAGUGUGGGCCAUCAAGUUUCGGGUAAAAAGUUUUGAAGCCUUCAGUUCUCGAGGUGUGACGGUAUACAAGGGGAAAGUAGAGAGGGUCGGAGUGUUCGUUGAUUAUGACAAAGGUCAAAUAUCGUUCUAUGACGUACAGACCGCAACACUUAUCUUCUCAUUUAGUGACUGUCUCUUCACUGAGGAGCUUUAUCCAUAUUUUAACCCAUGUGAUAAUGAAUGUGGUUCAAACUUGGAUCCGAUGGUCAUAGUCCCAGUCACUCGUACGGAGUCUUCACUGACACCAUAAUCUGUGGGUUAAUUUUUCAAAGGAUUUCAAAGCACUUUGUAUGAAAUGAAGACAUUUUGUCUGGAGAUGAAGCAUCUUUAAAAUUCCUGUUUGGUUUAGAUCCUUAAAUCUUUAAAUAUUUUCCUAUUGAGUGUGUCUGUGUGUAUGAGUGUGUAGUGAACUGAUACUUUUUACAACCUUUAAUCCAAUCAAGCAGCACCAAAUUACACACUAAUAGAUAACAGAAAUACCUUGAUGAUUUUUGUAAUCUAGAUCUAUGAAAUGUUUCACAGGAAAACUGUGAAAAUGUCAAUAUCUCACAAUGUUAAAGAAAGAUUACUGGUUCCAUCACUGAUCUGGAUCCAUACCAAAAUUUGAUGGGUUCUUCCUUGAUGCACACCACAUCAUCCUAUGAUUCAUCAACUCAUUGAAUCAGUUGAGAUGAGUGAUGAAGAAACAACAAUAACCUGAAUCUAAAUGAAGCUUUAACAGCCUAACAUGUAAAAAAAACACUACCAUGUCUUUGCAGCUAAGUUUAAUGUAAAGUCGUAUUCAGGCAAAUAUCUAUAGUGAUACAGGACAAUAACAUAUCCAUGUUAUAUUUAAAUAACACUAUUUUCAUGUUCUCAUGUUCAUUUUGUGACAGUUUAAAUGUAUUUUAUAUGAUUUACUGCUGAAUCCCUGCGAGGUGAAACCUCUGUCCUCAUCACAUGUGCUGUCACUGGGCGGUUCAGUGUAGUUUCCUGCUGUCAUCCCUCUCACAGGUGACUUCUACUGCCAGUUCACAGGUGUAAGGGGGCGGGGCUUAGGAGAACAAAGAGGUGAAUUGUUUGGUGUAAAAGGGAGUUUACUUAGCGAGGAGGAAUGGGGAAAAUAAGUUGUAUGGUGAUACCUCACCCACAAGGAAUUAGAGAAUACAGUGUGAGUGAAAGACCAAGCCCACUGAGCAGAAAGUUUUUUCUCUUGUUGGACUCAUAUUCCCCUGUUCCUCAAGUUCGAUUCUUUUUUGGGGGUUUUGUUUUUGCAAUGCUUUACGUUUCCUGAGUUAUAUUUUUGCAUUUUGAAGGAGGGACCUGUACUGAUUUUGUCUUUAAUUUUAUGGACCUUUUCCAUGGCCUGAUGCAGCUGCCUAAGGAGUUUUUUUUCUCUUGUUGGAUUUACCUUAUGGACAUUUAAUAAGUGGACAUUCAUUAUUUUCUGUGACCUUACGUUUGGGGGAGUGUUCUUAAUAAAUUGGUGUGUUGGCAUA
This is a messenger RNA of Limanda limanda (common dab), 3215 nucleotides long. RefSeq names its product E3 ubiquitin-protein ligase TRIM68-like. The record is from RefSeq and is a predicted model, not a curated record. NCBI's taxonomy places the organism in Eukaryota, Metazoa, Chordata, Actinopteri, Pleuronectiformes, Pleuronectidae. Gene Ontology annotation, molecular function: zinc ion binding; protein binding. Bases 299 to 1987 code for a protein of 562 amino acids. The transcript is spliced from 2 exons.